AUGAAGACGUCCAUUUUAUACGCUGCGUGUCUCGCGUCUCUAGGCGCUGCAACAGACAUUCUGUUGCCUCUCUAUAUUUAUCCCGUGACAGGUGCUUGGGAUGCGAUCUAUAAUGCCGCUGCGGCAUACCCAGAUGUGACAUUUCGUCUGAUCGUGGACCCUGACUCUGGACCAGGAGCCGGCCCCGUUACGGCGUGGACAGAGUACCCUGACAGCACGUACAUCGCCGCUCUCGCGAAAUUCAAAUCAUACCCUAACGUGCAAACAAUUGGUUACGUACACACAACAUAUGCCACACAGGACAUCAGUGUCGUUGAAACUAAUGUCAGCACUUACGCUGGCUGGAAGGACUACACUGCUAGCAACAUUGCGGUUGACGGUAUUUUCUUCGACGAAGCGCCCUAUGCCGACAAUUCAACCUAUACAGAGUACAUGUCCAGCGUCGCUUCGUAUGCCCGUGGCCUAGGAUUGGACUACAUUGUCUUCAACCCUGGAACCUUGACCACUGCCACCGCGUAUUAUGACGCUGCUGAUCUGAUCGUCAACGCUGAACUUUAUUAUUCAUCAUACUCCGAGUCCGGCACGGUUGAUCCCAUCCCGAGUCAAUACAGAAGCCAAUCCGCGAUCAUUCUGCACGAUACUCCAUCCAGUGCCGAUAUAUCGUCGGUGGUGAGCACCAUGGUUAGUGCCGAUAUUGGUGCAUUCUAUGCAACGGAGGAUUGCUGCUAUAACGCCAUUACCACCUCAUUGCUGGAUUCUAUUUCGUCUUCUCUGGAAAGCGCAUAA
Molecule: messenger RNA, 786 nt
Organism: Talaromyces amestolkiae
Lineage: Eukaryota; Fungi; Ascomycota; Eurotiomycetes; Eurotiales; Trichocomaceae
Exons: 2
Coding region: 1-786 (261 amino acids)
Source: RefSeq, a predicted model, not a curated record